Messenger RNA from Danaus plexippus (monarch butterfly), 1152 nucleotides. RefSeq lists its product as uncharacterized. The coding region runs from base 85 to 927 and encodes 280 amino acids. NCBI's taxonomy places the organism in Eukaryota, Metazoa, Arthropoda, Insecta, Lepidoptera, Nymphalidae. Gene Ontology annotation, molecular function: serine-type endopeptidase inhibitor activity. The transcript has 3 exons. The record is from RefSeq and is a predicted model, not a curated record.
UUCACUAUUAUAACGUCUAUAAAACUGUUUGAGAUUUAAAUCGUUUUAUUCAGUAUGUGCUACUCGUAACUAAAAGGUUCAAAAAUGUACAUCGUAUUACGAUACAUUUUACUUCUCCAAUGUUUGAACAUCAUAAAACGCGGCCAAACAAAGAUGCCAGUAUAUUGCAUGGAGUCACUAAACACCAGCGACUGUAAGCAAACACCGAAAAACGUGUUCUCCUACUACAAGCUGGGCUCCAGGUGCGAGUUAGAGGUCUGGAGGGGCUGCCCCAGCUCCAAUAAGUUCGACACAGAAGAGGAAUGCUCGGACACAUGCAUCUUCAGAAAUAUUGAGGUCGAGAUAAAAGAAACAAAGCAUAAGGAAAAUGAUAAAUGUUUAUACACGGAGGAACUAACGGAGUGUGAUGAAAAGUUGCAUCACGUGUUUAAAUACAGCCCAGUAUUGAAAGACUGCGUGGAAGUGGAGACGAGCUGUGUGUCGCCGAAUGUGUUCGAAGAGAAAUUAGAUUGUAUCGAAACGUGCGUACGGGAAUUAUCGUGGGAGGAGAAACUGAAACUGACAUCAGACAGACAGAUAAAGGAACUUGAUUCCAUACUCGAGAAUUUGUUCAAUGAAACGACAGGUGAUGGAGACUCAUCACAGAGUAUAGAAGCCACGGAGGAUGGGAAUACGUCCUAUACUGGGACAUCCCCAACGCUCGCAGGAAAUUCCACUAAUGACGGUGACAAAACUCCAGCGACAGAUCCGGCUAAGAAGCUGGAGGGAGAUGAGAACACGAGCAAUACAACCGGCCUCAAUAAUAACACAGUAACUACACUAGAAGAGAUUAAGAAAAUGAACGCUCAAGACAACGUGGAAACUGAACAGUCUACAGAAAAAGCAACUAGGAAAGCAGGCACGGUGCCCAUGGUAGAGAUUAAAUAGCACUCACCAAGAGUAUAUACCGUCAAACUAAACACGGGCAAUUUACCAUUUAUAUACCUUGAUACUUUUUUCUGCUAUAGAAAUAAAAAAUAAAAAUUAUCUAUGUUUCGUAUGCUAAUGCAAAACUCUAGCUCAUUUAAUAUCUUCCACAAAAAAUAUAUCGGUUUUGAUAAUUAAUUUUUGGUGUCAUUUCCAAAUAUAUAAAUACAUUUCUCGUUUUAUUAA